Sphaeramia orbicularis (orbiculate cardinalfish) is the source of this 3331-nucleotide messenger RNA. RefSeq names its product WD repeat domain 26a (gene wdr26a). Gene Ontology annotation, cellular component: GID complex. Gene Ontology annotation, molecular function: protein binding. The record is from RefSeq and is a predicted model, not a curated record. Gene Ontology annotation, biological process: proteasome-mediated ubiquitin-dependent protein catabolic process. Lineage: Eukaryota; Metazoa; Chordata; Actinopteri; Kurtiformes; Apogonidae. The transcript is spliced from 14 exons. Bases 395 to 2206 code for a protein of 603 amino acids.
ACGCAGCGCGCGCAGAGUACGUGAAGGAAUUUCCGCUGACGUCACUGCGUAUGUCCAUAACAGGGCUGCAGCUGUCUGAAAGCAACAAUAACAAGCCCCGACCAACAACUUAAACGCGGCUUAAACGGUACUUGACAGCGCCAUAAACCUCCGAAUUCCACAAAAUGCGGCCGUCGAAAUAACUCCCACGUCCGUUUCUUCGUCGUCCGAGUCGGAAACCGGUUUAGCGUCGCGGUCAUCGCGGCGAGACAAACACGGAGACUCGGCCGCAGAGGAAGCAGGGUAGUCCGGGGCUGCAUCUGGGUCAGUGGGCCUGUCGGCGGUUUGGUGUCCCCGCAGUGUCCCGUCGGGCCUGUCAUCCGCUAACAUACGCGUCGACUAAAACCGUUGGAACAUGCAGGCGAACGGGGCAGGACAGGACCGAGAUUCAGAGCUGUCAUGCCGAAACGGAGCCCAGAACGGUGAGUCGUCCUCGUCGGAGGUAACGAACGGACUUCUGCCAGUCACCAACAAUGGAAACACUGUCAGCAACAACAACAAUGGAGUGUCAGCCCAGCCCGCGUCCAACAACACCAACAGCCCGUCCGAUGUCACCUCCGGCGGCAAGAAGAAGAAGCGUCUGUCCCAGUCCGAGGAGGACGUUAUCCGGCUAAUAGGACAACAUUUACACGAUUUAGGUCUCAAUCAGACCGUGGACCUCCUGAUGCAGGAGUCCGGUUGCAGACUGGAACACCCCUCAGCCACCAAGUUCCGCAACCACGUCAUGGAAGGAGAGUGGGACAAGGCUGAGAGUGAUCUGAAUGAGCUGAAGGCACUGAUGCACUCUCCCAGUGCUAUAGUGCGGAUGAAGUUCCUGCUGCUGCAACAGAAGUAUCUGGAGUAUUUGGAGGACGGAAAAGUUCUGGAGGCUCUGCAGGUUCUCAGAGCCGAGCUCACUCCCCUCAAGUACAACACAGAGCGCAUCCACAUCCUCAGCGGGUACCUGAUGUGCAGCCAUGCAGAGGACCUGCGGGCCAAAGCAGAGUGGGAAGGCAAAGGCACAGCGUCCAGAACAAAGCUACUGGACAAACUCCAGACGUAUCUGCCUCCGUCUGUGAUGCUGCCGCCUCGUCGUCUGCAGACUCUGCUGAAGCAGGCGGUGGAGCUUCAGAGGGAACGAUGCCUCUACCACAACACCAAACUGGACAGUGGACUGGACUCCGUCUCGCUGCUGCUGGACCACGCCUGCAGCCGGAAACAGUUCCCCUGCUACACUCAGCAAAUUCUGACUGAACACUGUAACGAGGUCUGGUUCUGCAAGUUCUCCAACGACGGCACCAAACUGGCAACCGGAUCCAAAGACACCACAGUCAUAGUGUGGCACGUGGACACGGAGACCCACACACUGAAGCUGAUGAAGACUCUGGAGGGCCACGCGUACGGCGUUUCAUAUUUGGCGUGGAGCCCUGAUGAUGCCUAUCUGAUAGCCUGUGGACCUGAUGACUGCUCUGAACUGUGGCUGUGGAAUGUGCAGACGGGGGAGUUACGAACAAAGAUGAGCCAGUCUCACGAGGAUAGCCUGACCAGCGUGUCCUGGAAUCCAGAUGGCAAACGCUUCGUCACCGGGGGGCAGAGGGGCCAGUUCUACCAGUGUGAUUUGGAUGGAAACCUCCUAGACUCGUGGGAAGGAGUUCGUGUGCAGUGCCUGUGGUGUUUGAGUGACGGCCGGACCGUCCUCGCCUCCGACACCCACCAACGCAUCCGAGGAUACAACUUUGAGGACCUGACAGACAGAAAUAUAGUGCAGGAGGACCAUCCCAUUAUGUCUUUCACUGUCUCUAAGAAUGGAAGGUUAGCGCUGCUCAAUGUUGCUACUCAGGGAGUUCACCUAUGGGACCUGCAGGACCGGGUGCUGGUGAGGAAGUAUCAAGGGGUGACCCAGGGCUUCUACACCAUCCACUCCUGCUUUGGUGGACACAACGAAGACUUCAUCGCUAGCGGCAGUGAAGAUCAUAAAGUUUACAUCUGGCACCGGCGCAGUGAGCUGCCCAUCGCGGAGCUGACGGGUCACACCCGCACUGUCAACUGUGUGAGCUGGAACCCCGUCCUGCCGGGUCUGCUGGCCAGCGCGUCUGAUGACGGGACCGUCCGAAUCUGGGGACCCGCCCCCUUCCUGGACGUCCAGGAUGCAGAGGGCCUCAAUGAAUGUUGCAGCAUGGACAGCUGAUAAUCUGCUACGAGCCCGAGGAGCAUUAAGACUCUGUAGACACUUGAAUGGAUGAAGGGAGGAAAGCUUUGGUGAUUGGACAGCUGCUUCUCUGGAGGCGGGGCCACCGAUGCUGCGAGUCAUGCUGACGACAACAACAACAAUAAUAUGGAAGCGAUGUCAAUCAGACUUCUUAUUGAAAGCAGGGCUGAAGCCGGGCCCCGGGGACCUCCACCUCAUCCUCCUCCUGUCCGGACCCCAUUCCCUCUCCGCCAUCCAGGACCAGCCACCUCCUCUUAUUUAUUAUUAACAACAUUAUUUAUUCUGAGUAGUUCACUGAGGUAGCAGCGUCUGGUGGAGGAUGUGUGUUCUUAGUUUUUCCUCACUCCUGCGUCUGAGCUGCUCAUGACAACACGCUUCGUUUUCCUCUUUCACCUCCGGAACCUUGGAAGAGAUUUUACCUGCAGGAACAUUGGAUGGAUGUACCGCCCACUUGAAGAGAAUCUUUUAAAAAUGCUAAAUGCUUAUCCUGUCCUGAAAUGUUUUUUUUUUUUCCUUUUCAGCCUAAAGGGUUAGUUCUGUUUUUUGUGGUUGUAAUGAGGUACGUAUCCAUUCUCUGUGUUUUACCUCUAGUCGAUUCCGGUACAGAGAAGCAGACAGAAGCUAAACGAUGCACUUUAGACUGAAAAAUCAACAUCAGUUUUACAGAAUAUUGCAAUAUAUCAAUGCUUUACAAUCUCUUCAGAUGAAAAACUGAAGCUGUUGUAUAACUCAAAACCAUCAGACACCAGUUGAUGAUCUAACUGGUUACCUGGUUGUAAUGUUGUAAGACUCUGGUGUUUUAAAUUCAACAUAUAAAUUAUAUUAUAUUAGGGCAGCAGUAGAUCAGUAACUCCUGUGUUCUGUGAGCCUGGAGGCUUGGUAUAGAAUAUUACCAAAAAAGUGAAAAGUCAACAUUUGCCAUUAAUAUUACUUUCAAAGUAAUCCAGGUGGCGUUGUGUGUAAAUGUGAGUGAAACAUCUGGUAAAAUUAAAUGAUAAUUUAAUUCAUCUUCUGAACCUGCUUUAUCCUCACUACACUGGAAAAAAUCUAAAUCUUACCAAGUGUAUUUUUCUCAGUUCUGGUCAAAAUAUCUCAUCAUACUUA